This is a messenger RNA of Moneuplotes crassus, 558 nucleotides long. NCBI's taxonomy places the organism in Eukaryota, Ciliophora, Spirotrichea, Euplotida, Euplotidae. The record is from the annotation of a GenBank genome assembly.
UUUAUAGAAAUGGGGACUUUUUAUUCACAGACUUCAGAAAUGAUCAUACCUGAAGCAAACACUCCCUUGCUAGAUUACGAGAUGAAGAGAGUUAUCGAAAUGCACUCUGCCUUCAUCACUCUUUGUGACUCAUUCGCGUUGUGAUAUAAGGAAGCAGAGCAGCUAAUUAAUAUGAGUGAAGCCACUUUUGUAAUUUGGGAUAAAGACAGCAAGGGUCUUAUUGAUGCAAUCCAGCUGUUCUCAAUCUUGUGACUCUAUUCUAAGGGAAGGAUAGAAGAUAAAUGAAGAUUUCUCCUUAAUUUGUAUGACUUUAACCAGGAUAAUCAGAUCUUACCUCUAACUCUUGAAUUCAUGCUUACCAUGUGAAUGCAAGGAAUCUGAAAACUGUUUAAUAUAGACAUUCUUGAAGAGUACACUGAAGAAAUUCAAAAAUUUAUAGAAGAGAAUUAUCCCAGAGAGGUAGACAUUCCUUUUGAAGAGCUUCUCAAGGUUUAUACUACUAUCGUCCAGUCAUAGUAAAAGUAGUCUGCAAAUAUUCGCAUCUUAAAUAUUCAUAAU